Messenger RNA from Entrophospora candida, 564 nucleotides. Lineage: Eukaryota; Fungi; Glomeromycota; Glomeromycetes; Entrophosporales; Entrophosporaceae. The record is from the annotation of a GenBank genome assembly.
AUGGCUGUUGUAGUUGAGGUGGUUGUUGUGGUUGAGGUGAGAACGAUGAAUGUUGUUGGGGUUGGGGUGGCUGUUGUAGUCGAUGUGGUUGUUGCAGUUGAGAUAAGCAUAAUAAAGGUUGUUGUGGUUGGGGUGGCUGUUGUAGUUGAUGUGGUUGUUGCGGUUGAGGUGAGAAUGAUGGAUGUUGUUGUGGUUGGAGUGGCUGUUGUAGUUGAGGUGGCUGUUGCGCUUAUCACUUGCUACACGAUAAAAUUUGAUAAGGAUGAAGGUGUAUCAAAGAAUGAUUUCAAGUUGUAUGUGAAUGAAGUAGCUGUGGAAGAAGAAAAAAACAUGAUUGAACUUGGCGAGGACAAGGUAGAGAGUAGAACGGUGAAGAUUCCAAAGAAACAAUUCUCUUUAGUAACUGAAAUUUCUAAACCAAUUAAAUCUCCAACCAACAGUAUAAAUGACAAUAAAAUUAAAGACAACAAUAAUGAAGAUGAUAUUUCAAAAGCUCAAAAACCCGAGUACAUAAUCACAGAACAUAAUAUUAACAAUCUAUACUAUUUAUCAAUACCAAAUUGA